Molecule: messenger RNA, 1089 nt
Organism: Drosophila biarmipes
Lineage: Eukaryota; Metazoa; Arthropoda; Insecta; Diptera; Drosophilidae
Product: cytokine receptor-like
Exons: 2
Coding region: 1-1089 (362 amino acids)
Cellular component (GO): membrane
Molecular function (GO): cytokine receptor activity
Source: RefSeq, a predicted model, not a curated record
AUGCCAUGUACUAGUGAUUCACAUCCCAAAUUUACCAUUACGGACAGGCAAUGCUGUUUGGAAUGGGAGUCUGAGGACUACACUAUUCGUGACACCUAUUUAGACUGGCGAAUGGAGCUCGUUCCCCACAAUCCAAAGAUCGAGCGACAGGGACUUGUGCCGAAAGACGAAGAGGAACUGUGCUUCAAUAUCCCCACUUACCCCUACCAGAAAUACGACUUGAAACUGUCAUGUAGCUACACGGAUCUGCUUGAGCCUUGGACGGAUGACUACUAUCCUCUGACCUUCACCACUCCGCCAGCGGUUCCGUCUCGGCCACCGAAGUUGGUUCCCAAUGGGUUUUUUCACGAUCCCAAGGGGAGACGGCUUUACGUCUUGUGGGUGCAACUGGAUGAACUGGAGUUUAAUGGGCCCAACUUUUCGUACGUCGUGACCACGGACACGGGUAAGAGGGCCGUCCUCUUGAGCAACAACUCCGCCAUAUUUCACGACUGGGACGCCACGCGUUCGUUCGUCGUUUCUGCUUGGAGCCGGAACUCUCUGGGACCGUCGGCGGAAAGCAGCCAACUCAAGGUGCCCAUUUUGACCCAGGGCAGGAGCCAUCAGCCGCAGGACUUGCGGUAUCACGAAGACAACUUUACCAUCUCUUGGCAGGCCCCUCGGGAUCAGGAAGCUCUUAUUGGUUACGUGGUCAGCUGGUGCACCGCUCCCAGGAACAGCUCGCAGAUCUGUGACGACCAGAGCCCCAUUCGGUAUCGGGAACUAGGGCCGUCCCAAAGGCACUUCUCGUUUAUUAGCCCUGAGAAGUUGCACAAUGUGGCAGUUUCGGCCAAGUACAACGACAGCUUCAGCGGUGGAAAGCCGCUAGUCCUUCCUAGUUUGGUAACUACCAACAAAGAGAAAAGCCUCCCUAACCUGAGGUUAAGUUCCUAUAUUGGACUAUUGGCACUGGCCUUCCUACUCCUGCUCUGUUUGAUCCCCGUAUUGGUUCGAAAAUUAUACAAGUCGUCGGAUAUUACCGCAUCCCCUUCCGAUAAAUUGUAUCCAAGCUCUUAUGAUCUCAUUUCAAAUGCAGAUAUAGAGGCAUGA